Molecule: messenger RNA, 1136 nt
Organism: Sander lucioperca (pikeperch)
Lineage: Eukaryota; Metazoa; Chordata; Actinopteri; Perciformes; Percidae
Gene: folr
Product: folate receptor
Exons: 6
Coding region: 349-1077 (242 amino acids)
Cellular component (GO): external side of plasma membrane
Molecular function (GO): signaling receptor activity
Source: RefSeq, a predicted model, not a curated record
ACAUACGCUCUUCUCAUUCCUUCUCUCUAUCUCAAACACUCACACAUACACAAUACACAUACCAGGCACACAUGACGCACUGACAUACUGGCACAGACUUUGGACUUUGGAAACAUAUCAUUCACAAGUGUGUGAUUUCUAAGUUUAGUUUGGUCUUGAGAAGUCAGUAAGAGGUGACUGGAGACACUAAUUUGUCAGAUCAUCCCUUCAGGAAGGAAUCAUCACAGAAUCUAACAAGGCGCAUUACCCCAGAAACUUGACCAUAGACGGAGUCCAAAUUGAUUGGGAUUGGUUGGAGAAUUCCUGUUCUAAACCAGGGGCUGACUAAGCUGUUCAGAAGAGAGAGCCAUGUGGGUUGUCCUGGCCUUGCUGCUAGCCCUCUCCAGUGGCGCUCUGUCAUUAGACAAACUCAACAUGUGUAUGGACGCCAAACACCACAAAGUAGAACCUGGCCCUGAGGGAGAGCUUUACCUUCAGUGUUCUCCCUGGCGUGACAAUGCAUGUUGUACUGCCAACACCAGCACAGAAGCCCACAACGAUACCUCCUACUUGUACAACUUCAAUUGGAAUCACUGUGGUAUCAUGAGCCAGCAGUGCAAGAAACAUUUCACCCAGGACACUUGCUUCUAUGAGUGCUCACCACACUUGGGACCCUGGAUACAAAAAGUGGAUCAGACCUGGCGUAAGGAGCGCAUCUUGGAUGUGCCUCUGUGUAAGGAGGACUGCCACCAAUGGUGGGAAGACUGCAAGAAUGAUUACACCUGCAAGACUGACUGGCACAAGGGAUGGGACUGGAGCUCAGGGGUUAACAAAUGCCCUGUAGGUAGCAAGUGCAGAAAGUGGACUGAAAUUUACCCCACACCCAAGUCAAUGUGUGAACAAAUCUGGUCCAAUUCCUACCUUUAUACCACCUACUCAAAGACCUCAGGCCGCUGCAUGCAGCUCUGGUUCAAUGGGACAAACCCCAACAGGAAGGUAGCUGAGUACUACCUUAACAAAGCACAGCAACACCCAAGCUUUGCCUUGACAACGCUACUUCUCAUGGCAUUUGCAUCUUUCUCUGUAAUGAUGUACUAAAAUGAUAUCCUUGACCUAUAUCAUCUCGGAAGUACCAAUAAAACUGCUUUCAAAUGCUC